This is a messenger RNA of Mycotypha africana, 687 nucleotides long. RefSeq lists its product as uncharacterized. Gene Ontology annotation, biological process: transcription initiation at RNA polymerase II promoter; RNA polymerase II preinitiation complex assembly. Bases 1 to 687 code for a protein of 228 amino acids. Gene Ontology annotation, cellular component: SAGA complex; transcription factor TFIID complex; SLIK (SAGA-like) complex. The transcript has 3 exons. The record is from RefSeq and is a predicted model, not a curated record. Gene Ontology annotation, molecular function: protein heterodimerization activity; RNA polymerase II general transcription initiation factor activity; transcription coactivator activity. Lineage: Eukaryota; Fungi; Mucoromycota; Mucoromycetes; Mucorales; Mycotyphaceae.
AUGCGACACUCCAAAAGAACAAAGUUAUCUGUUGAAGACAUUAAUUCAGCUUUACGAGUGAAAAAUGUGGAGCCUCUUUAUGGAUAUACUUGCGGCGAAACACCAAAAUUUAAAAAAACAGUAGUGAACAAUAACGACAUUUACUUUGAUGACGAUGAGGAAGUUGAUUUCGACACAAUUUUGAACAGGCCUUUGCCAAAAAUUCCUUUGGAUGUCACAUUUACAGCACAUUGGCUUGCCAUUGAAGGCGUUCAACCUGCCAUUCCUCAAAACCCCACACCAAGUGAUGCGAAGGCAGAACUUCUAUCCAAACGCAACAAAAGUCAUAGCACAUCAAACGGUAUUACAAGUGAUCAAGUUAAUGUUAAACCACUUGUUAAACAUGUCUUAUCCAAAGAAUUACAAAUGUAUUUCGAAAGAAUUACUGAAGCAGUACUGAGCGAAGAUGAGCGUUUACGAUCCCAAGCGUUCGAAAGUUUGCGAUUAGAUCCAGGCCUUCAUCAACUUUUACCGUAUUUUGUUCAGCAUAUUCAUAAAAAGGUCACUCAAAAUCACAAGAAUUUGGACGUCUUGGAAGCAAUGUUGUCCAUGUCACAUUCAUUAUUGCACAAUAAGCAUCUGUUUAUCGAACCUUAUGUAAGUAUUGCCUUUGAUCCCUUUUACUCAAAUUGUAAGAGAAAUUGCUAA